Molecule: messenger RNA, 1351 nt
Organism: Spea bombifrons (plains spadefoot toad)
Lineage: Eukaryota; Metazoa; Chordata; Amphibia; Anura; Pelobatidae
Exons: 8
Coding region: 1-966 (321 amino acids)
Biological process (GO): respiratory gaseous exchange by respiratory system
Cellular component (GO): extracellular region; alveolar lamellar body
Source: RefSeq, a predicted model, not a curated record
AUGACGCAGUUACCAUGGUUCGUCGGGGUGAACGUCGCCCACGCGUUUGCUGACUCGGGCUUCUCCGGGGUCCGCCGGGGCCGCAGGGAUUUCAUCGCCCCGAUAACAGUCAUCUGUCCAAGUACCCCACGUGCCAUCGGAGGCAUUGCCCCGGCCCCUGGGCCGUACUGGAUUGAUAAAUCGCUCUCAUUAUCUGGCUUCCGGCGUCAGGUGGAUUCGGUGAGGAGGAAGUCAUUUGGGGCGAUCCUCCUCCACACCCCGAAAUCCUGUCCUGCGAGUCGCCCGGGAGGAGGAGCGGCCCGAGACGCCAUAAAUAGCCGAAAACGCCUGAAAAGAGGCGCAGAUCAGAGCUACGCGCGACUCCGGAACCUUCUCCAAGCAGCCAGGAUGAAGGACACUAAGAAGACGUUGGCGUGGUCCCUGGUGGUGGUGGCCCUUCUGGCCAUUAUUGUAGUCGGAGCGACGCUGGUUGGAGUUUUUUUGACGCAGAAGCACACGGAAAAGGUCAUACAGAUGGCUUUCCUGUCGAAGAGCGGAGCGGAGGUCCAGCAGCUCGUUAUGGUCGACGACCGGGAACACGUGGCCGCCUUCUACGUGACCAACAACAACGUUUCUUCCACCAUUGUGUACGACUACAAGCACGAGGUCGUCGGCUUCAGGCGUCUGAAGGGUAAAAAGUGCUUCGUGAUGGACAUGGCGGAGGCCAACGUGCCGUCCAUGAACGACAUUCUGAGGGGAAUCAGGCGCUUCCAGGCGCAGAACGGCACAGAGGAGAACGACUUCACUUAUAACAUCGAGGAGGGCGAGGAGGCCGAGCGUUCCGGGCUGGGGAUCACGAUUAACGUCCUGUGCAGAGAUGUCCCCGUUUACCGGGCGACGGAGAGUAAGGCCGGCCACCUCCGCUGGAAGUUCACGAUCUCCUUUAACAUCUUCGGUGUUGAAAUUUCCGCCAAGUAUGAGUCGUGAGGCGGCCAUCGCAUCCUCAUAGAGAGAACCCUCCUUUAAAGCAGGUGUCUGAGAUCUAAGGACAGAGCGAGUGCAGCUUGCGUGGUUCUCACACCUGUGUUCAAGCAGACAGCUCACUGCUGCUUGUUUAAAAGACUUUUGUCGUCGGAGCAUCCUCUGGAUACGGACAUUUCUCCUGGGCGGACUCGCGUUUUCGUGACUCACGUUCUACCCCGAGGCAACUGGAAGGGCGGGGAGGAUGGUGAUUACAAGACAUUUCAUUAGGACUGGGGUGGAAUAAUUAUAUUUAAUGACAGUACACGUGGAUGCGAGGAUGUCCGGUUUACACGUGUCGUUUUUUUGUGUGAUUUAUUCGUGGAUCUCUUUAAUAAACGUGUUUUUGCAG